This is a messenger RNA of Linum trigynum, 3591 nucleotides long. The record is from the annotation of a GenBank genome assembly. Lineage: Eukaryota; Viridiplantae; Streptophyta; Magnoliopsida; Malpighiales; Linaceae.
AUGAAAACAAAUAAAAAAAUUGUGAACCACAAAAAUAACAAUCCUAUCUUCUUCUCUCAUCCCACCUUGAACCCAGUCCCCCAUCCCCAGUUCUCUCGACAAACUCUACCCAACCCCAAUCAAGCAAAAUGUCAUUCCUUCAACGGCGACCAUCGACUGUUAAGCCGCCGGCGAGAGAGGAGAAGACACCUUACCCUAACGAACUGGGAAAGAGGAACUCGUCGGUCGCCGAUGUCUUCGUCACCAACAACCCCCGGCAACUUACUGGCAAAGUUCAAAUCUAUACUCCUGUCGCCGCCUCGCCGCAAGUCCUCACUCCUCGGGGAGGGAGCUGGAAAGAGAGAGAGAAUUGGUGGUCGUGUUGGCUCCAGCAGUUGGCGGUCACUGAUUUGAAACAGGGUAAGAGGGAAUUCGAAACGAUGGGAAGCUGGCGGCUGGGAUUUUGAGCUGUGUGACUUGAAACAGAUCGAUCUGGGGAACCGAACUUGCAAGGAAUACGAGGGAAGCAACCCGAAAGUAAUGCUGGGUUGGUUGACGAUGUACAUCUCCGACGACCCCAAAAUCAUACAUCUCCGGGAGAAGUACGCAGGCGAGGAGAUAAGCAUAAUUUUGAAGGACAACCUGGCCGCUUAUUUGGCAAUCAUGGGUGUCUUCGAUCUCGUUGAAAACAUCAUUGUAAUUUGGAUACCCCCGGUCACCUUGUAGCUAGGCAUCAUCGAUGGGGAAAGAUGAAUUUGCAGGGGGAAGAUGAAGUUUCUGGGCAAAGGGGGUGGGGGUAGUGGACGCCGGGUUAUUUUCGUUUCUAUUUGUUAUAAGUUAAUUUUUCAUUUUUUAAGUAUAAAUAAAUGAUGUGGAAGCCACAUCACUACCACCUCAAUCACUAUGAGUCACUAAUGGAAUAAAUGUUUGACCGUUAAUGUUAACGGUCAACAUAGAUUUCAGGCCAAAUCUGUCCAUUAAUUUCAAAAGCGGGCCAUAACUGUCUUAUUUGAAAACUCAGACUAAAAUUGUCAUUUACGUCAAACUUCGGGACAAACUAGGGUAUUAACCCGCCUAAAACCAUCUAAUGCCACACAAAUCACGAAAUAAUAAAAUAAUAAACAAUUUUCACCCAGCAAAUCACAAAAUAGAAAAUUUAUCGACUCUACCUAGCGACGUGCGCGGGCAAUCAAUUGGAAUUAGCGGACGAACCUUCUCGCCGGCUGGCUUACACACAUUCUCACAUCGGCUGGCUUACACACAUUCUCACACGCGACUUCAAUGUGCGCGGGCUUUCUCUCGUCACUCCGAAUCCGGAAGAACCUGCUCGCCCGCUUGCUUACGCACAUUCUCACACCGGCGGCGGCGCAGCUGCUCCUUGACUUUCUCCCCGUCCGGCAGCAGCGCAGCUCCUCCUUAGCUUUCUUCUGGUCACUCUCCGAAUCCGUAUACUAGAGAUUAAAAUCCCCCUCCUACUCACCUUCUCUAUAUAUCUGUUCUACAUAUAGACUAUGCUUAGCGUAGCCUCCAACAUCGGCGAGUCAUCUUCUUCGCAUAUUACCCUCAAACGAAUGCCAACUCAUGGGCUUGAAGUUUGCACACGCGACUUCAAGGACAAACCAGCUCUGAUACCAUGUCAUAAACCAGUUGAUCACAAUAACUCGAGUUGUUGGGAGAAGGUUAUGCUGGAUCUUAUACAGGCCCAUAUAUGUCACCUAACCACCUUGCAGGAAUGUCAAUUUUACAUCUUCCACGAGUAUCAACAGGAUAGCUUUCUUUGGUUCCUUUCAAUUUAUGGGGGGAACUUGAUAUGUUUCAAACAUAUCGCAAUGGUUAGGGGUAACAGAAAGUAGAGCAGGAAACCUAUGAUAAACAAUAUGUCACGCGUAGACCUUGAAAUCCAAAUGAAUAUAAGAAGCCAACAGGCAGGCAGAUAGAUCAUCAUGAGAAGAAACGGAUGCCUGAGCUUUUGAGAAAGCAAGUGCAUUUACAAGCAUAAGUUGCUAGAACAAAUCCCCUCUACUGCACCGUUUCCCACACCUUGAUCCAUAUAUUCGAAAUCCACCCUCUAAUGGUGCUACUUAUCUCUUGCAGGAAAGGGUCGUGCCAUUUUUUACCACCUGAAACUGCUCCCACCACCCCAAAGGACCCCAGGGUAUAUGAAUCAGGUAAGUUUGUAUUCUUUACCGUGAUCGUUUAUUAUUCUGCUGAGGUGUUUACGGCACCUGUGUUGUUUUCAUUGUGCUGCAAACAAGGAAGUGUUAGACUGCCACAUCGCAAGGACCCCCGGAAUUUCUGAAAGCCUUGCUUGAAGGGAGUACUUUAAUUGCCCGUCAUUUCCGUCAAUUUACUCGCGGAUAUAAUGGAAUUUUCCGCUUCACUUCGCUUGGUGGCAAAGUGGAUUAUUCUAUAAACAAUGGAGCUGGUGUCUAUGUUUACUCUAUUGGUGGACAAAUAUAUCAUCGCAUUGGCAGUUUACUUCCUCCUCAAGGUACAUCCCCAAGUUCGCACAACUCUAUAUCUACGACACAAUGAACGAGACAAGAAACGAAUUGGAUUUCUAUAAUCAAGAUGGAGAGGCGAAUCCUUUACGUUAAUCUGUUGUCGAAGGAUUGCACGCGAUGUUAGAUCAGAAAAAUAUUUUGGUUAAACGUUCCGCACUGCAAGAGAUAGAUUAAACGAAGGGGCAAUCCAACAAGCUCACAUAAGAUUGCUUGCAAACCGAGCAGGUGUCGGCCGAGAGUAUGAUUUACCGACGGCUGAUGAAAAUAAGGAUCGUAUUUUAAUUUUCUCCGGCCAACGGGUCGAGCAACAAGUUAGUUUAUAUAAUAUAAUUGCUUGUGGUUGUGAUAGUGAUAGACUGAUGGUAAAUAUUUUCCAAUUAACAUUGAAAUUUGGGGUUCACAUUACAUUAUUAUUAUUAUUAUUAUACUAUAUUUUGCAUAUUUUUAGAUAAAACAUUUUUUACUUUUUGUUUAACAAAAAUAAGGGUAACAUGCAUGUUCACAUAAAAAGAGAAUUGUGAUUUAAAAUUAAUUUUAUAAGAGUCCAAUCAACUUUGAAACCUAAGUAUUAACUAGGUGGCGAUGCCGCGACUUGUCGCGAGGCGUACAUGACAUAUGGACAUGUAUUAUGUAGCCCGUUAUAGUGUUUUGUUAGUAUUAUUAGUCUCCAAUUAAUUUUUAGUUAGCAUUUUUGUUAGUAAUAUUGACUGAGAAAUAUGGCGGUCAACAUCGAAUCUAUUUUUCCUUUUUUGAAAAUUUUGGCUAGUAAAUGAUAUUUACCUAAACCCAAGUAGACCAAUUGAUUUUGGGUAGGGUAUAAGUGACGUAUAUAUGAGUUUAAGAGUUUGUAGAUGGGUUUGCGUAGGGUAUAGAUAUUUACUUCCAUAAUCUAAAUGUGUAUGAGUUGGGUAUGAAUACUCAUUUAUUCGAGAGUAUUUUAUUUACACAUACAAAAAUUAGACCUAUUUAAUUAUUUAUAGAACUUCAAAAGUUUAGGUACCAAAAUGCAAUACACAAAAAAUUAUAGGUAUAAAAAGGUAAUGUCCCAUCAAUAUUUUGAGGACUAUAUGCAAAAAAAAAAAUUAGGUUAUAAAUCUAAAGAUCUAAU